ACCCCAUGGCCCCAGCAUUUGUUGCAAUCUCAGUGUGUGCAUCCUCGUGGCAGCUUGCAAAUUCUGCAUCUGCAUAAUCCUGUCUUGCAGACAGAUAUCAGCAGCAUCAAAAAGUUUAAAGGACUCAUCCAAAUUACACAGGAAUUAUUUGGAAAUCAAAAAAUCCGUGUUCAGCCCCACCUUUUGUGAUCCCAGCUUUGCCUUAAUCUAUACCUGUGCCAUUUCAGAAAUGCUUUGAGUGAUGAAUAAAAAGCCCUUCCCUUACACCACAGAAGGUAAGGUUUCUUUUUCAUCCUAGUAUUUUCUUUUUUAAGAAUGUAGACAAAUAUAACUUUGAUCAAAAGAGAAAAGAUAUUUUCUCCCUCUCCAGAAAAGACAGGAAGCACAGCUAUGCUAGUGUUGCAGAGACUCUUCUGUUUCCUCACGACAGAAGUUUUCUAAUCAAAAGCAGAUAGACGGUUGGUUGUGUGCUUUGGGACAGUGCAUCCUGACAAGUCUUUGUGCUGGGAAACAGAUGAAAUACUUGGCAGAUUUUACAACCAGCCACGAGAAAACUGCACAGAUAAGCCUGAGCCUAACACCCUUCCUCUCCCUGGCCAGCCCCUUGCCUCCAUCAUAUGUUUUUAGGGGAUUUGGGUCUUGCUUCAAACCUUCACACUUGAGUGCUCAGGCUCAUCUCUACCAACCUGCAGAGAAAUUUGUUCUUUUUUUAUGCUCUCCCAGCAGUGGUGAGCCUCCCACCCAGCAGGAAUAGUGGAUGAACCUCUCCAGCUGUAGGAAGGCUCACAAGGGACCUGGGAUGAGGUUUCUUCCCAGGAGCUUGAGUCACUGAGCACACACCCAGGAAGGUUAUUUUGCUGCAUUAAUGCACAUUGCAGAACUGGAUGCAUGAGCAUAGGAAGGAAGUGAAGGAGAAAGGGUGGUUUACAGAGUUCCUUCAACAUUUUUGAGAGCAGUCUAGGCCUGGCUACUCUGUCCUUUUAAGAAGGGCCUCUUCACUUUAUUACAAGCAGAAAUACAUGCAACAGCUCCAGCUGGUUAUCACCAAUCUCCUACAUAGUCAUAGGUGCAGGUGGGAUAUUAAAUUCUCAAAGCUUUCUGGCAAUAUCAUGAUCUGACUUGAAGAUGCAGUAUCUUUGGAAAUGAGAUUGGGCACAUUCUACAUUCUCCAGCGGUCUCUGUGCCAGAAAAGGGAUCAGGCUACAGGUUUCUAGGGAUAUUUCAAUAUGCUGAAGCAUUCCUUUACCCUAAUUCUUCAACAUGGGAGAUCUAAGUGAAUGAUUUUUCUGUCCUGUGAAUAACUAUAUUUGCAAGAUAAGCUAGCUAGAAAAGUCAAAGGAAACCUAAUGAAACUAGCACGAGGCAAUGUAAAAUAACAAUAUAAUGGGCUCAGCACUGGGUCUUUUUCCAAAAGCCUGUUUCAGCUGAGCAGAAACAAAGUCCUGAAGCACUGCUUUUGGAGGAGGAUGUUUCUGAAUCAUCUGUGGAAUUUCCAAAGCAGUGUGGGGAUUUCUGUCGGGAAUUCCCAUCCACAUACCAUUCCCGGCAUUGCUGAAAAAGCGUUCAGCAUGUCCUGGGGUUAAUUUAUCCUCAGGGCUAUCUCUACCUACAGAGCUCUGCUGUUGUAACAACUUCUUUCUCCAACCAGAGCUACUGAGGGAGGAGGAGGAUGAAGUCACUUUUCUUCCUUUUUAAUGAUGUGUCUGUUUUAACACCAAAGCCCUCAGCCCCUCAGUGCCUGCUACCUCAGCCCCACAGGAGCAAGGGCUGUGCAUGAGUAUCAAAACUCAGCUUUUGUGCUCAGCUAUCCUGCAAAUUUCAUAUUAAAAAGCUCUAGAAGCUUUUGCAGGUAAAAGCACAAGUGCUGGAGUCAGAUCUCUCUUCUGUCUGACUAAAUUAUUUUUACUCAGAUCUUUGGAUUCUUUUGGAAUUUUCAGAAUGUUUAGGUCAUGUUACACAGGAAAGAAAUAAGGCUGUCAUUUAAAUAUUGAUUUGAGUAUUAAGCAUUCAUCCAUUCAGAGGACUAAACUAGUAGGAAAGACCUAUUAAACUAUUCUGAAGUAAGUCAGUUGAAGAGUUUAGUAGCUGAUAAUUUGACAUACAGUUUAAUAAGGUUUUAAUAUCCCUCCUCCAAAAGGCAGAGUAAAUACAAUAAAUGACAAACUUGAAGGAAACACGUCUGAAUUUUUCUGCCCAUGUUGUGCCUCUCAUUAGGUUCACGCAGUCUGUGCAUGAUCCAUUUCACAGACAGACAGAUGGCAGCAAUGGAACUGAAAAAAAAAAAAAAGACAAAAAACUUUGGAGGUCGUAGCCUCCAAAGGAAUUUAUUAACUUCUAAAUCCCAUCUGACACCCAGUCUAAAACCUACUGAAGUCAUUAGGGAGAUUCCAAUUUACUUCACUGAGCUCUGGACUGAGUUCUCAAUUUCUCCAGAGAAAUCUGUUCUUCUUGUCAUCAUGCCUGAACUAAAGGCUGUUGAAUAUAGAAGAUCUGAAUUCAAAGUGUUAAUUUAGCAUUUUGAUCACUACUUCAGAGACCACCAAAGAAGCAUCCUAGUGUAUGAUUCACUAUAAAUUCAUUUCUGAAAAUCCAUGUUUGGAUAUUUGCUGAGGAUUAUAUCUAAUGAGAGGGAUGCUCAGACAACAAGUGUAGCUAAAGAGGUAGAACUGUGCACCUCUACCGCACAGCUGAGCUUGUGCUUUGUGAAUGCCAGGGUGAAUUUUGCUUAAGGAGCCAGCUCACUGGAGGUGCUCAGAAAGGAGAAUAAGAGUUUGCAAUGUGAUUUGAGCUGCUCCAGUGCGAGUCAUUCAGUUUAUGAGCUAAUGGACAGAUAUCCACAAGUUGAAGCAUGUCUGAGCUGGCACUUCGAGUCCAAAUGAACCAAGAGUCAGGUUUACAAAGCUAUUGAGAUGAGACAGAGGCAGAUGCCUUGCAGGGAGUUUGACACCUAACCUUACAGACGCUCCUCUAAGUCUGGCUGUGGACCACUCAGCAACUUUGCACCCUGAUUUUUGUAAAUCUGACUUUGCACUGUGUUGUCCUGGUGAGUCACCACCACAAGGCAGCCACCAUUUAAUUUAAACUGCAAUCUGACCAAAGGUCCCCGGUAAAGACUGGUUUGCCAGUGCUGCACACAACAGCACAACAUAAGUCCCUGUCACAGUCCUGUGCUGAUUAUGAGAGCUCAGGGUUUUCCCUUUCCCAGCACAUCACUUACGACUGUCAGUGAACCGUGACUCAGCUAGCAGGCUGGCUUUAGUGAUGUGGCAUAGAGGAAAAGGGAUGCAAACUGCAGGGAGAGAUGCGUGAUGGUGGUGAGCUGGCUGUCAGGAUUUCAAGCCUGGGUGCUUGUAUCGGAAGGAGCUGGUUUGGCACCAGACCCAGUGCUCUGACGCAGGGGGCUGCAGCUGUCAGAGGAACAGCAUGGUCACUGUGUUGGUACAACUAAUAGCAGCUCUGAGGACUUGCCUACGUGGGAAAAUUUACCAGCAUAAUUAUCCCACUGUAAUUAUCCCGGGAUAAGUCUCUCUGUGAACGUGCUUAUUAUAACAUGGGUUUGCUGGAAAAUCCUGGCAUUGAAGUAAGGCAGCUGACUCUCAUUUCCGGUGUGACUACAAAACUUGGAAAUGGCCUCUGUAUCAGGCACUUCUAUGGGUCAAAGCAUACCAGUUGAAAUAGAUGAAUCCAUGCCAUGGUCCCCAUUUCCCAAACAUAUCUUGGAAAAGGCUUUGCAGUCUGCUGGAGAAGAUACGAAGGAUGAGGAGUCCCAGAGACCAUGUGUUGCUCAAACACCUGAGCCUGUGGCAAAUGCAUCGUGCCUCUGCAGAGCACCAGCACAUCAUCAGUCAGUGCCAUCCACGGAGCCAGAUAGCAGCUUGUGGUCCAGAUACAAUGAUCCUGAUGUCGAUGGGUGUUUCUGCUCCCCCAGUGAAUCAAUAGCUGGAGUAGUUGCCUCCAAGAUGCAUCUUGUAGCUAUGGACAAAUCAGGCAUGCAGCCAAGAUCGCAGCUUUCAGCUGACACUGGACACAACUCCAGUAAAUCAGAGCAAAGCUUGUCUGAUGCUCCUGAGGACUCACUGGAGGAGAGCAGCCAAUGGAGUUCACGGUCACAGCAACACUCAGGAAACAGACCCCCAGCAGAGCUGGGGACUGUGGACACAGGGUACAACUCCCAGUCACGAGAUGUCAUGGGCGUCAGGCACCUGGAUCCCCCUUUACCACUGGUGUCCAUGCUGAACUCCCAGGACCUUCCAGGACCACUGAUCUCCAGAGUGUUUUUUGGACCUGAGCACCAGCAGUGCCCUAUGUGCCAGCACUUGCCCCAUCCUAAUGCCUCCUCACAAGCUCAUGGCCGCUUUGAGCACCGCUGCCCGGCAGAGCAGCACCCCCAGGGCCCAUAUGGCAGAACGCCUUACCAACAUUUUGAACAUGCACCGCAGCCCCUUCCUCCUGUUCCUGGACCUUGCGUGAGAAUUAUCCGCCCAGCCCAGCAAGUCAUCCCAAAUUACUCAGACCUUCAUGCUGCCCAAGGCACCAGAGGCCGACCACCCCAGAGGACAUGCUCCUCCCCUGGUCCACCUCGAUUCCUAAACCAGCUAUACAACCAGCUACCUAAUGGCCAGCUGCCCCCCAAGGCAUGUGGCUCAGAUGAAGCAUGUUGUUGUCCUUGUGACAAUUUGCCAUCUCCAGCUGCCGUCCCAAGACCUCUCAGUAACCCUGCAGCCAAGGGAACCCUGAGAACCAGCAAUUUGCCGGAGGAGUUGCGCAAGGUCUUUAUAACCUAUUCAGUGGACGCAGCAGUGGAGGUUAUGAAAUUCGUGAACUUCCUGCUUGUAAAUGGAUUUCAAACUGCUAUUGAUAUAUUUGAGGACACAGUACGAGGUAUUGACAUCAUUAAGUGGAUGGAGCGGUACCUAGGUGAUAAGACGGUGAUGAUAAUCAUAGCAAUCAGUCCAAAAUACAAACAGGAUGUGGAAGGGGCUGAAUCCCAGCUGGACAAGGAUGAACACGGCUUACAUACUAAGUACAUCCACAGGAUGAUGCAGAUCGAGUUUAUACAACAAGGAAGCAUGAACUUCAGAUUCAUCCCUGUGCUUUUUCCACAUGCCAGAAAGGAACACGUGCCUACCUGGCUGCAGAACACUCACAUUUAUAACUGGCCGAAGAAUAAGAAGAACAUCCUUUUGCGGUUACUGAGGGAGGAGGAAUACAUUGCUCCUCCGAUAGGACCUUUACCAACACUCCAGGUUGUACCGUUAUGAACACUAUUGCUUAAAGUGCACGACAAGCAGUUGUUAAAGGGUUGUUCUUGGCAGGGAGCCAGUGCUCUUCCAGAUGGCUCUUUCUGAUGACAGAAGACACUCUUUCUGCUAAAGGGAUUGGUUGUUUUGGGUAACUCAGGCUCGGCUUGUUCUCUACCAUGAUCAACAUCUAUUUCUGAAGCUGAUGGGGCAGAACUCUCUUCUCUAGAGUUUUAAGAGCUGAACAUGGAAAGAAUGCCCAGUUUUAUUUUAACAUCUGUUUUUAACAUUUUCCUUUAUUAGUCGAUAUAGCAAACAAAUACCAGAAAUAAUGUUGCAAUAAGUGUAAAAUAAAAAUUACAUCCUUCUCUUUGCUCAGGGUUUCUUUAAAGAUAUUCCUGUCUUGUAUAGCAUUAUUGAACAGUUAAUUUGUACAUACACUAUUAAAUAUAUUUGCCUUUUGCAAGGCAACCUUA
Messenger RNA from Neopsephotus bourkii (Bourke's parrot), 5716 nucleotides. It is a transcript of the gene TRAF3IP2, whose product is annotated as TRAF3 interacting protein 2. Gene Ontology annotation, biological process: humoral immune response; positive regulation of canonical NF-kappaB signal transduction. The record is from RefSeq and is a predicted model, not a curated record. Lineage: Eukaryota; Metazoa; Chordata; Aves; Psittaciformes; Psittacidae. The coding region runs from base 3627 to 5261 and encodes 544 amino acids. The transcript has 10 exons.